GUUUCCUUCUCCCUUUUUCUCCGCUUUCCUCUACCACAUUUCUUUCGUGCUCCCACCGCAUAUCGCUGCAUCACCGUUCCUCCUCCGUACCUAGUGCCGCCAUCGUGCCGCCGGAUUAGGUCAGACAAACGGAAACUCGCUGUGCAACGACGGUCCUGGAACCCAAGAACCAUGCCAGUUGCUUUCGGAGCAGCGAGCUUGUCAUGAGAUUGUCAUGUAAUGUAUUCUGACCCCGUCGCCUAUCCGGGCAAAACUGAGCUUAACCCAGAGCCUCCGCGCCAUCUCCCCGGCGAAAGCCCUCCCUCCCACCUCAUGAGUUCCAGAAUCUAGAAUCUAGAAUCUAGGUUCGCUUUUCCGUUAGUUCUUUGUGCUGCCGUCAGAAUCAUCUCGCCGCGAUAAGCAGGACUAGUAGAUAGUAAUUAGCUCCAUGUUUUUUGGGACUACCGUUUGGUACUAAGUGCAGCUACGUCAGGCGACAGCAGGUGCCACCUUUCCUACACUAGCUCCGUUGACUUGCGUAGAUUGACCCUUGGCUUUGGGUGCCGAGCUUUGGGAUCCACGCCGUCUUCGAUCUUCACAAUCUGUGAUCUUCACAAUUAGUUAAAGCGAUGGCGCUUAUAAGGAGGAUGUUGCUGUCGUUCUUCGUAGCUCUGGUUACAAUGGCGCAUCUCGCCUCGUCGUAUCAAGUGGGGGAUUACGUACCGCUGGCCAGGAAAGGCCAGUUCAACAACAUGCGGACGCAUUGGCACGACGCCAUUGGACGGCACUGCCCACGAUUCGGCAUCAACAGAGAGGUGGCGCUGCCCAUUCCGCGCCCCGUGGGGUUCGAGAUGUCGGAACACUCCUAUAAGAUGUCAUUGUCAGUCGGAAAUGAGAAGUUUGUGACGCCGUGGCUGCUUGUGAUUGGUCGGAAGAGCAAUAACGUCCCCCUUAUUGAGGUCACCCUGACCCAUUUUGCGGGUGACUUGAGGGGAGUGCAGGCGCAGGUGCACAAUCUGCCGCACGAAUACCUGGAGCGCCAUCGGCAGCUCGCGCUGGAGUUCAGAAACGAGACACACUGGCCCAAGCACGUGCUGAUGAAGUACACCUGGCUGGAGUACGCUGAGGUGGACGUCACAGCUGGUCUCCUCGUGCUCUUCGCCUCCACCUUCAUCCUCACAACGUUUCUGGCAGUCUACAUCCUUCAGUCGUCCAAGGAUAAAUUGGCCAAGUUCAUGAACGAGCAGAUGGCUGAGAGCGCUGCUGCUACAGUGCCAGGAGGGGAGGUUGCCAAGGUGGAUUGAGAAGUUCGGUGCAGAGUGGUAACUGGCUGGGAUGGCACUGUUAUGGCGUGCCAAAUCUAUUUUCCUGCGCUACACCACCUAUUGACAAAAUGAAUAUUCUUGUGGCUGCCUGUAGCAAGACGGCUGGUGGUGACGAGCAGCCAGGCAAUUGUUAAACAGAACGCGUGGAAAUAAUAGUGCCUCCAUCCUAGUGCAUCCUUCUAAAACACUCAAAAGCAUUAAUUUGAUUGUUAUAUCGCUAUUUGUUUUACCUUGAAUGUCAUUUGAUUGUUGGAUAA
This is a messenger RNA of Closterium sp. NIES-67, 1561 nucleotides long. The record is from the annotation of a GenBank genome assembly. Lineage: Eukaryota; Viridiplantae; Streptophyta; Zygnematophyceae; Desmidiales; Closteriaceae.